AUGGAGAUGAACUAUGAUGAAGGGGUCCUCCACCAAAUCGAAGAGGAGCUGGGGACAACCAUAUUGCCCGGCACUGAGAUUAUGGCUGAUGUUGGCUCCCACCAUUUCGUCAAAGCUUCAUCCAAGUCCAGCCGUGUCUUGGUCCCGCAGCCGUCACAAGAUCCUCACGAUCCUUUGAAUUGGAGCCGGUUCUGGAAAGCCCUGACUAUGUUCACGGCCACGUUGACGACUUUUAGCCAAGGGUUUGGGCCACUAGCCCUUGCUCCUAUGAUGCCCCAGAUGGAAGAGACCUUCAACAGGAGCUUAUCGGACAUCGUGCAAUUUACUGGAGUCUGCAUCCUGGUAUUGGGUUUCAGCAACUUUCUUUGGAUUCCGCUUUCUACAUCCUUCGGCCGACGCCCUGUUCUUAUUUUAUCGACUUUGAUAUGUCUAGCCAGUAAUAUCUGGCGUGCUGUGGCACCUAGUUAUGGGAGUUAUAUGGGUGCUUGUGUUCUAAAUGGUGUAGGCGCUGGUCCUGCGGAGACUCUCCAACCGCAAAUUAUAGCAGAUAUUCUCUUCCUUCAUGAGCGUGGAGCCUAUAAUACGCUAUACUUUACCUUCUAUUUUGGCUCCUUGAUGAUCGGUCCGAUAGUCGCGGGGGCUAUGGCAGACCACAUUGGCUGGCGUAGCUUUUUCUGGCUAAAUGUUGGCUUGUUAGGCUUGUCGCUGAUCCUACUCGUCUUUUGCUUUCCGGAAACCAAGUGGCACCGUGCUCACCCGAACGAAGUUGCUCAUGUGGAGCGAACCCCAAGUAGGGACGAGUCCGAGCCCGAGAAGCCACUUGGUACUAUGAAAGAGGAUGUCCAGAUGGAAGAGCAUACAUCGGAAUCCUACUUGCACAAAGGAUCUCCUUGCAAGAAGCAAUUCCAAAUCUGGCAGCUGGAGGGAGUAAAUUGGAAGGAUAUUCUCAUCAGUUUCUGGCUCCCGUGGAAGCUAUUAGCAUUCCCGAUUGUCGAGCUAUCCGCCUUCGUUGUGUCCUGGUCGGCCAGUUGCUUCUUGACUUUGAACCUCACCCAGAGUCAGGCAUUUGCUGAGCCUCCUUACAAUUUCAGCAGUCAAACAAUUGGCUUCUUCAACUUUGCAAUACUCGUUGGGGCUUUCAUCGGCCUGGUUACUAACGGCCCUUUUUCGGACUGGAUCUCGAUGAGGGCCACUCGCAAGAACAAGGGAAUUCGAGAACCCGAGAUGCGACUUCCGGCAAUGGUAAUUUAUGUGGUCAUCAUGGUCAUUGGGAAUUUUGUAGUGGCUUUUGGAUACGAGUACAAAUGGGAUUGGCGGGCAAUUGUCAUCAUUGGGUACACUGCCGCUGGAAUACAGGUUGCUGCCCUGCCAGCCAUCGUCAGCACGUAUGCUGUCGAUAGCUACAAGCCCGUUGCCGGCUCUAUAUUCGUCGCUAUUACGGUCAAUAAGAAUCUGUGGGGCUAUGGUUUCAGCAAGUUCAUCACCCCAUGGAUUACAGAGAGUGGUUUUGUGAAGCCGAUUAUGUUGAACAUGAGCUUGUGUACUCUGUGGUGUCUCUUUGCUAUUCCAUUCUACCUCUAUGGGAAGAAGUUCCGGGGACGGACAGCCCAGUCUUGGAUCCACAAGAUGUAG
Molecule: messenger RNA, 1632 nt
Organism: Penicillium pulvis
Lineage: Eukaryota; Fungi; Ascomycota; Eurotiomycetes; Eurotiales; Aspergillaceae
Product: putative MFS transporter
Exons: 7
Coding region: 1-1632 (543 amino acids)
Biological process (GO): transmembrane transport
Molecular function (GO): transmembrane transporter activity
Source: RefSeq, a predicted model, not a curated record